CGCCGAUGCAUCUCUUCUGUUGCUCGUGUCCGCUGUGUCGUCUGCAGUUUAUUUGUCAAUUCUGUGACUCGAGUUUUUUUUAAAUGCACGAAUUUUUCUCUUCUGAAAUCACAUCGUCGAUUAGUAAGCACGCAUGUGUCCGUACAAAAAUCAGAGGAAAGCACCAAUCGCGAUUCUAACGCGUUUCUUUGGGAAUCGCUUAUAUUGAGUACAUUGAUGUUUGUCGACGAUCGAAUUUAGGUUAGGAGGAUGAGAAGCUUCGUCAAUAUUUUCAAGAUGCUCGUCGCGUUCUUUUACGAUUAUGCGCGCGGGUUGUCUUACACGGUAACGACGAUACUCGUAUUAUGUUACUGCCUCCAUCCGGCGCGUUUCGCUUCCCACUACACCUUCAUCAAGACCGAGAAUAUUUACGAGGAGAUGGAAAGAUCGUAUCCGCCGAGGGAUAACUCCUGCGUGAUAUCCGUUAACGGUAGACGGUCCUCUCAAUUGCUCUAUCCGGAGGAGCAUCCCCGGGAGGAUCCGGUGGCGAUGGCUCGACGACUCGGUAUACUACCGGGUGGCCAAUGGAAGCCUCUCAACUGUCACCCGCUCUUCAACGUUGCCAUCAUAUUGCCAUACCGCAACCGGCAGAGUCAGCUUGCUGUUUUCAUGAAUUAUAUACAUCCGUUUUUGCAAGCGCAAAAUCUGGACUAUCGGAUAUUCGUCAUCGAGCAGAGCCCGAUGCGCGAGUUUAAUCGCGCCAAGCUCUUCAACGUCGGUUACGCGGAGGCCACCAAAAUCAAUGACUUUCACUGUUUCAUUUUCCAAGACAUAGAUCUGAUACCGCAGAAUCUCGAUAAUAUCUAUGCGUGCACUAAAAUGCCCAGACACAUGAGUUCCAGUGUAAAUACUUUUCGAUAUAAUCUACCUUAUACAGGUCUGUUUGGGGGUGCAAUAGCAUUAACGAGAAAACAAUUCGAAAGAGUGAAUGGAUUUUCCAAUGUUUUCUACGGUUGGGGCGGAGAGGACGAUGACUUUUACAGUCGCUUACAGUUCAGAGGUUUUCAGAUUACACGCUUUGGACCUGAUGUGGCGCAGUAUUAUAUGCUAACACAUAAGAAGGAACCUCCCAGCACCGCAAGAUUCGCGAAUUUGGAGAAUGGUGCUCGUAGGUACGAUACUGAUGGACUUAACAAUUUGGAAUACAGAGUAUUGAACCAUCAAUUACGACCUCUAUACUCUUGGAUUUUAGCCGAUGUGUAAUUUUUAUAUAAGUUUUUUUAUAAGAUAUAUAUAUAUAUUGCACAUAUUCUUUAUAAAUUGGCUAUGAUUAUAAGUUACAAUAGCAUACUAUUAUUUUUCAGCAGCACCAAAAAAUUUUAUCUUAUACAGAAUACAUACUAAUCGAACAAAUAUAAUUGAUGGCAUGCUGUGAUAGAGUAUAUGAUUAAAUCUCGCAAUAUUACUUAGUGAUGAUUAAAAUACUACUGCACUUUUGUGUAUUAGAUUUGGAAAAUUCUAAGCCUGCAACAAAUACUUUUUACAAUCAAAAUAAUGCUUUUUUUCAAUAGCACUAAUAAAUUAAUAGUUUGUAAUUAGUUAACAGUUUGUACAAAAGAUAAUAAUCUAGUUAUAUAAUUGAUAAGGGUUGAAGACUGUAAUCAUGAAAAAAGCCAUUUUUUUUACACAAUUCCUCAAAAUAAGAAGCAAUAUUACUUGAAGAUACAUAAUAUACUUUCAUUCUCUAAAUCAUUAUUUAAUCUCAUAUUUUCAUCAUAUUUAUAUACAUAAAAGAAUUGUAGUUAUUUAAUGGCACAAGAAUCCAUUUCAUAAUAAAAAGUAUAUUAUAUAAUCUUUGGUUGUAAGAUAUAUAAUACUUACCUUAUACAUGCUCAAAGAGAUUCUGGUCUUUAUGUACCUCUUGUGUUAUAAUAAUGUAGUGAUUUUGGUACAUUGUGAUUGUUCCUAAUUGUUUUAGAUAUAAAAUAAUUUUUUUCUGUUAUAAAACAAAGUCUGAUGUAAUAUUGUAUAAAUAUUUAAAUAUGAUUGAAUUAGAGAAUUUUCUCUAAUAUUGUUCACUAACGAGUUUACUAACGAUUAUAGUAACAACUUAUUAUAAAUCUCCGUUUUUCUUGGUUUGUAUCUCUGAAUAUAAUAAAGAUGAUAGUGAUAAAAUUAUUAUAUAAGGUGUGUCAUAUUAUAACAAUGAAGUAUUAUAAAACAAUAAAAUGUGUAUGUAUUAAUUUAUUAUUAAAUAUUAAAGAGAAAACGACUGUAGAAAUAAAAAUGUAGAUAUAAAUAAGACAACUAGUAUAUAGUGUAACACCAUACUGAUCUACAUUUUGUGAAUAUUUUUAAAAAAUAUUGUAUAUUAUAUAAGGAAUAUAUUUAAAACGAUGAAAUACAAAAUUUUAUUGUUUUACUAAGCUUAAAGUAUGAUUCUAAAAAAAAAAAAAAA
Molecule: messenger RNA, 2437 nt
Organism: Formica exsecta
Lineage: Eukaryota; Metazoa; Arthropoda; Insecta; Hymenoptera; Formicidae
Product: beta-1,4-galactosyltransferase 1-like
Exons: 2
Coding region: 250-1242 (330 amino acids)
Biological process (GO): glycosphingolipid biosynthetic process; carbohydrate metabolic process
Molecular function (GO): N-acetyl-beta-glucosaminyl-derivative 4-beta-N-acetylgalactosaminyltransferase activity
Source: RefSeq, a predicted model, not a curated record